GCGGCGGCGGCGGGGGGAGGCGGGCGCGGAGCAGGCGGCGGCGGCGGAGAAGAAGAAGAAGGAGGAGGAGGAGGAGGAGGCGGGGGCCCGGCGGGCGGCUCGGUGUGGAAUGCAAUUAUGGCUGGCACGGCGGAGGCGAGCGGCGACCGGAGCCGUGAGUAACCCCGGGCUGACCAGACUGGCCGUGCCCACGAUGCCCUGAAUGCCGAGCGCAGCAGAAGCAGAGGAGACUGUGUCCCAUUAGCUCCUCCUCCCUCCCUUUUCCCUUUAGUUUGGGUUUGUUUCUAUUUAUUUUGUGGCUGGGUUUGGGCAUGGCCUUGGCUGGAUGUGAGGCUGCUGCAAUGUGGCUCCUUUGGCUCAAGCACCAUUUGUCCAUCAACAUUUGGACCUUGCUGCUCUUGGGGAGCACCUGGCUACCGCUGGCGGAAGGCAGCCCCAAGUCUCCCUUUAGGACUUUCCCGGUUACAGACUGGAGCUUGACACACUUGGUGGUCCACAACAAAACCGGGGAGGUCUACGUGGGGGCUGUCAAUCGGAUCUACAAGCUCUCCAAUAACCUCACGCUCCUGCGGACUCAUGUGACGGGGCCCGUGGAGGACAAUGAGAAGUGUUACCCUCCGCCCAGUGUUCAGUCCUGCCCGCAUGGGCUGGUCACCACCAACAAUGUGAACAAACUGCUGCUGGUGGACUACUCGGGGAACCGGCUGAUUGCCUGUGGCAGUGCCUCCCAGGGUAUUUGCCAGUUCCUGCGGCUGGACGACCUCUUCAAGUUGGGUGAGCCCCACCACCGCAAGGAGCACUACCUCUCCAGCGUCAACGAGUCAGGCACCAUGUCUGGGGUCAUCAUCGAGGUGCUGAAUGGGCAGAACAAGCUCUUCAUUGGGACGCCCAUUGAUGGGAAGUCGGAGUACUUCCCCACGCUCUCCAGCCGCAAGCUGAUGGCCAACGAGGAGAAUGCGGAGAUGUUUGGCUUUGUCUACCAGGACGAGUUUGUUUCCUCCCAGCUCAAGAUCCCCUCGGAUACACUCUCCAAGUUCCCCACCUUCGACAUCUACUACAUCUACAGCUUCAGCAGCGAGCAGUUUGUUUACUACCUGACCCUGCAGCUGGACACCCAGCUCACCUCGCCUGACUCCACUGGGGAGCAGUUUUUCACCUCCAAGAUUGUCCGCCUCUGUGUGGAUGACCCCAAGUUCUACUCCUACGUGGAGUUCCCCAUCGGAUGUGUGCAGGACGGCAUUGAAUACCGCCUGAUCCAGGACGCCUACCUGACCAAGCCUGGCAAGGCUUUGGCCAAGUACCUGGGCAUCUCGGAGAGGGAGGAUAUCCUCUUCACCAUCUUCUCCCAGGGCCAGAAAAACAGGGUUAAGCCUCCCAAGGAGUCUGUGCUCUGCCUCUUCACGUUGAAGAAGAUCAAGGAUAAGAUCAAGGAGCGUAUCCAGUCGUGCUACAGAGGGGAAGGGAAACUCUCGCUGCCCUGGCUCUUGAAUAAGGAGCUGGGCUGCAUCAACUCGCCGCUGCAGAUCGACGACAAUUUCUGUGGCCAGGAUUUUAACCAGCCGCUGGGCGGGACCGUCACCAUCGAGGGGACCCCGCUCUUCGUGGAUAAGGAGGAUGGGAUGACCUCGGUGGCUGCCUACGACUACAGAGGACAAACGGUCGUCUUUGCGGGCACGCGGAGCGGGAAGAUCAAAAAGAUCCUGGUGGACUUGCCGGCCGAGAGGAAGCACCAAGCGCUGCAGUACGAGAACGUCGUGGCCCACGAGGGCAGCUCCAUCCUGCGAGACCUGGUGCUGAGUCCCGACCGCCAGCACAUCUACGCCAUGACCGAGAAACAGGUGACGCGGGUGCCGGUGGAGAGCUGUGAGCAGUAUGAGAGCUGCGAGCUGUGCCUGGGCUCCCGGGACCCCCACUGCGGCUGGUGCGUCCUCCACAACAUAUGCUCGCGCAAGGACCGAUGUGAGCGGGCAGACGAGCCCCAGCGCUUCGCCUCCGACCUGCGGCAGUGUGUCCAGCUCACCGUCCAGCCAAAGAACAUCUCGGUCACCAUGUCGGAGGUCCCGCUGGUCCUGGAGGCGUGGAACGUCCCAGACCUCUCAGCAGGAGUCAACUGUUCCUUUGAGGACUUCACCGAGUCCGAGAGCCGCAUUGAAGAUGGAAAGAUCUACUGCAGCUCUCCCUCUGCCAAGGAUGUCAUCCCCAUCACCAGGGGCCGCGGGGACAAGCGAGUGGUGAAGCUCUACCUGAAAUCUAAGGAGACGGGGAAGAAGUUUGCCUCCGUGGAUUUUGUCUUCUACAACUGCAGCGUCCAUCAGUCCUGCCUGUCCUGCGUGAACGGCUCCUUCCCCUGCCACUGGUGCAAGUACCGCCACAUCUGCACCCACAACGCCGCCGACUGCUCCUUCCUGGAGGGACGCGUCAAGCUCUCCGAGGACUGCCCCCAGAUCCUGCCCUCCACCCAGAUCUACAUCCCCGUGGGCGUGGUGAAACCCAUCACCCUGACGGCCAAGAACCUGCCCCAGCCGCAGUCCGGCCAGCGCAACUACGAGUGCAUCUUCCACAUCCCCGGCAGCACCACCCGCGUCACCGCCCUGCGCUUCAACAGCACCAGCAUCCAGUGCCAGAACACCUCGUAUUUCUAUGAAGGGAACGACAUCAGCGACCUGCCGGUCAACUUGUCCGUGGUGUGGAACGGGAACUUUGUCAUCGACAACCCCCAGAACAUCCAGGCCCACCUGUACAAGUGCUCAGCCCUGCGGGAGAGCUGCGGUCUGUGCCUCAAGGCCGACCCGCGCUUCGAGUGCGGCUGGUGCGUGCUGGAGAGGCGCUGCUCCCUGCGGCAGCACUGCCUGGCCUACGAGAGCAGCUGGAUGCACGCCAGCAGCGGCAACAGCCGCUGCACCGAGCCCAAGAUCACCAAGCUGUCCCCUGAGACUGGCCCCAGGCAAGGAGGGACCCGUCUGACCAUCACUGGAGAGAACCUGGGCCUCAAGUUUGAAGAUGUUCGCUGGGGCGUUCGAGUCGGCAGAGUGGUCUGCAACCCCAUCGAGAGCGAGUACAUCAGCGCUGAGCAGAUCGUGUGUGAAAUCGGAGAUGCCAGCCUGAGCAAGGUCCACGAGGCGCGGGUGGAAGUGUGCAUCCGCGACUGCUCGCCCAACUACCGAGCCACGUCCCCCAAGAGCUUCACCUUUGUGACGCCCACUUUCUCCCGCGUGGUCCCAGCCCGGGGCCCUCUCUCCGGCGGCACCUGGAUUGCCAUCGAAGGCAGCCACCUCAACGCUGGCAGCAACGUCUCCGUGACCAUCGGGGGACGGCCCUGCGCUUUCUCCUGGAGAAGCGCCCGCGAGAUCCGGUGCAGGACGCCCCCCGGGCACGCCCCUGGCGGCUCCCCCAUCCUCAUCAACAUCAACCGGGCAGAGCUGAGCAACCCGGAGGUGAAGUACAACUACACGGAGGACCCCACCAUCCAGAAGAUCGAUCCCGAGUGGAGCAUCAACAGCGGUGGGACGCUGCUGACCGUGACUGGCACCAACCUGGCCACCAUCAAAGAGCCCAGGAUCCGGGCGAAGUACUGCAGCUCUGAAAGGGAGAACAACUGCACCGUCUACAAUGACACCACCAUGGUGUGCUACGCGCCCUCCAUCGACAACCCUAUACAGAGCCCUCCGGAGGUCGGCGACCGUCCAGAUGAGAUCGGCUUCAUCAUGGAUAACGUCCAGGCCUUGCUGAUUGUCAACACCACCAACUUCGUCUACUACCCGGACCCUGUCUUUGAGCCGCUCAGCCCCACGGGGAUGCUGGAACUGAAGCCCAGCUCUCCCCUCAUCCUCAAGGGCCGGAACCUGCUCCCGCCGGCUGCUGGUAACUCCCGCCUCAACUACACGGUGCUGAUCGGAGACACUCCCUGCACCCUGACUGUCUCCGAGACCCAGCUCCUCUGCGAGUCCCCCAACCUCACCGGCCAGCACAAAGUCACGAUCAAGGCUGGAGGGUUCGAGUUCUCCCCGGGGACGCUGCAGAUCUACUCGGACAGCCUGCUCACCCUGCCCGCUAUCAUCGGCAUCGGCGGCGGGGGUGGUCUGCUCCUCCUCAUCAUCAUCAUCGUCCUCAUCGCCUACAAGCGCAAGUCCCGGGAUGCUGACCGGACCCUGAAACGCCUCCAGCUGCAGAUGGACAACCUGGAAUCCCGGGUGGCCUUGGAAUGCAAAGAGGCCUUCGCUGAGCUGCAGACUGACAUUAACGAGCUGACCAACGACCUGGACGGGGCUGGCAUCCCCUUUCUGGAUUACCGCACCUACGCCAUGCGGGUUCUCUUCCCAGGGAUCGAAGACCACCCCGUGCUGAAGGAGAUGGAGGUCCAGGCGAACGUGGAGAAGUCCUUGACCCUCUUUGGGCAGCUCCUGAACAAAAAGCACUUCUUGCUGACCUUCAUCCGCACUCUGGAGGCUCAGCGGAGCUUCUCCAUGCGGGACCGCGGCAACGUGGCCUCCCUCAUCAUGACGGCGCUGCAGGGCGAGAUGGAGUACGCCACGGGUGUGCUGAAGCAGCUCCUCUCCGACCUCAUAGAGAAGAACCUGGAGAGUAAGAACCACCCCAAGCUGCUCUUGCGGAGAACGGAGUCGGUGGCAGAGAAGAUGCUGACGAAUUGGUUCACGUUUCUGCUGUACAAGUUUCUGAAGGAGUGUGCCGGGGAACCGCUCUUCAUGCUCUACUGCGCCAUCAAGCAGCAGAUGGAGAAGGGACCCAUUGACGCCAUCACAGGAGAGGCUCGCUACUCCCUCAGUGAGGACAAGCUUAUCCGCCAGCAGAUUGACUACAAAAUGCUGACCCUCAACUGCGUGAACCCUGAGAACGAGAACGCCCCAGAGAUCCCCGUCAAGGUGCUGAACUGCGACACCAUCACGCAGGUGAAAGAGAAGCUGCUGGAUGCUGUCUACAAGGGGGUGCCCUAUUCCCAGCGACCCAAAGCCGGAGACAUGGAUCUGGAGUGGCGGCAGGGCAGGAUGGCCCGGAUCAUACUGCAGGACGAAGAUGUCACCACAAAGAUCGACAAUGACUGGAAGAGGCUAAACACCCUGGCCCACUACCAGGUGACGGACGGCUCCUCAGUAGCCCUGGUGCCCAAGCAGAACUCGGCGUACAACAUCUCCAACUCCUCCACCUUCACCAAGUCCCUCAGCAGAUACGAGAGCAUGCUGCGGACAGCCAGCAGCCCCGACAGCCUGCGCUCACGCACCCCCAUGAUCACCCCGGACCUGGAGAGCGGCACCAAGCUCUGGCACCUGGUGAAAAACCAUGACCACAUGGACCAGCGGGAGGGUGACCGGGGCAGCAAGAUGGUCUCCGAAAUCUACCUGACCCGCCUGCUAGCCACCAAGGGCACCCUGCAGAAGUUCGUGGAUGACCUGUUUGAGACCAUCUUCAGCACAGCACAUCGUGGGAGCGCGCUGCCCCUCGCCAUCAAAUACAUGUUUGAUUUCCUGGAUGAACAAGCUGAUAAGCAUCAGAUCAACGAUUACGAUGUCAGGCACACCUGGAAGAGUAACUGUCUACCUCUACGUUUUUGGGUGAAUGUGAUUAAGAACCCCCAGUUUGUGUUCGACAUUCACAAGAACAGUAUUACUGAUGCCUGCCUAUCCGUGGUGGCUCAGACAUUCAUGGACUCCUGCUCAACUUCUGAGCACAAGCUAGGAAAAGACUCUCCCUCCAACAAACUACUGUACGCCAAGGACAUCCCCAACUACAAGAGCUGGGUAGAAAGAUAUUAUGCAGAUAUAGCUAAAAUGCCAGCGAUCAGUGACCAGGACAUGAGCGCGUACCUGGCGGAGCAGUCACGGUUACACCUCAGCCAGUUCAACAGUAUGAGCGCGCUGCACGAGAUCUACUCCUACAUCACCAAGUACAAGGACGAGAUUUUAGCCGCGCUGGAGAAGGAUGAGCAGGCCCGGCGGCAGCGGCUGAGGAGUAAGCUGGAGCAGGCGAUCGACACAAUGGCCUUAAGCAGCUGAGAAGGCGGCGGCGCGGUGCCAGCAUCCCGGGCAGCGGAGGCGGCAGGAGGGAGGGGGCCGGCCAGCGGCAGGCGCGGGCAGAAGAAGACUUUGGGGCUGGGGCCGGAUGGACCCGCGGGAGCCACCACGCCUCCGCACGCUUCCCACGAACGAACAAGGAAACCUCGCGCUUUAGCAGAACAAAAAAAAAACCACAAAACAAAACAAACCAACAAAUCCCGACGACAGCAGCGACAUCGAUAAAACCCUCUCACACACACACACACACACACACACACACAUAUCCCACCCCCCGAUCCAAGCGGGAUGCAGCCGGGACCUUGCAGAGGGGCGAUGCCGGGCAGAGGAGAAGGGGGUCGCCUGCCCCAUGGACCCGCUGGGCAUCCCUCGCCCGGGCAGAGCCCCGGAGCCCCCAAGGAAGGAGGGUUGGGACCGCGGGGCUUUCUAGGACGGCGUUUGGAUGUUGUUGUUACUUUGGUGGAGGGAGGGUGGGUGGGCUCCUAUUUUUACUGUACUUGACUUGCUCUCCCCUCUUUCCCCCCAGCUGUCUGCCCCCUCUCCUCCUCCUCCUUCUCCUCCUCCUCCUCCUCCUCCCUUUUUCUGUCUCUUCCCCCCUUCUCUCUCUCUCUGGCCUUCUGCCACUAGUGUUAACUGCUAUAUUUGCACAAUUUACACAAGACAAAACAAAAUUUUUAAUUUAAAGAGAAAAAAAAAAUUAUAACAAAAAAUGGGAGGGGAAAAAAAAAAAAGAUUCUAAAUUUUUUUGCAACAAACUAACAAAAAUGGUUUUAAAAAAUAAGCUAAAGGACUGAUGCUGGGGAGAUUUGGGGGUGGGGGCAGUAGGGGUGGGCAAGAAAGGGAGAAAUCCCUGAGCUUUGAUAUUUCUAAAAUACGUCCUGUGCCAUGUUUUAUUUGAAUGUUGUUUAGUGCGGAAAAAAAAAAAAUAUUGAAAAAAAAAAAAAAAAAAAAGGUGGGAGUUUUGUUAGGUGGGUAGGUGAUCUUAUUUAAAUGCUGCUGGAGCGGUUCUGGAGGUCGCGGUCAGAGAGGAGGGGAGAUCCCAAGGUUGGUUGUUCUUUCCCCGGCGGAUCGCUGAGGGAUGGUCGGUGUUUUGUUGAGCUCGUCCUGGUUUUCCCGGUCCGGUGGCUGCCGGGGGGGUGUGGGCAGCGCUGCCCGUCCCGGGACGAUGCGGGGCAGAAGAGAGGUGCGGGGGCUUGGGGGCUGUGGGGAGGGUUCGUGGAGAGCCAGCCUGGGGGGUUUUUGGCAGAUCCCCUGGUGCUGGAGCAGCCUUAAUGAAGUCCUCUUUAUUUUUAUUUUUUUUUUUCCCCCCCCAUCAUCUUUUUGUGCUGAUGCGGGGGAAGGGACCAGAUCCCUGGGGAAAGGGGGGGCACCUCCACCGCUUCUCCUGACUGGGAUACCCCCGGCAAACCCCGCUGGGUGACCGGCUCGUGGAGGGACUGGGAUGCUCGACCGCCAUGGGGCUGUUGCCUGCUCCUCCACACUGCAAGCCCAAACGUGUGCAGGAUUUUCCACCCAAGAUUGACCUUUCUCUCUCUGUCUUUUCCUUCUUUCUCUCCCUUUCUCUCCUUGCUCUCACCCCGUCUCCCCUCCGCCGCCUCCGUCCUGCCGGGGGGUUCGCUGGAAGAAACCUGAGGUCUCUCCCUCGCCUGACCCCUUCGAAAUGUCAGAUCCUCGCGGGUUUAUGCUUUCCAGAGAUGAAAAGGUGCCGAAUGCUGCGUGAGUGGCAGCAGGUGACCAAAAACUUCCAAAAAAACGAGCAAACCCCUUUCCUUUUCCGUAGCGAGAGCUCCCGUCGCUGCCCGGGCCGUGGCAGACGGGGCCAAACUCUGCCAGGAGCGGGUGGCUGUCGAAAUCCAAGUGGAAAGAAGCCCAGCUGAUUUCUGUCCGUUCCCUUAAACCACAAUUUAAGGGGGGGGAGAGGGAGAAAUAAUGAAGUUUUUAAUUAAAAAAAAAAUAAUAAUAAAAGUGUGUAUAUAUAUAUGUGGUUACAAUCUAAUUCUCGUGCCCCAGUGGGGUGCUGUGUAGUUAACUGAAGGAGAAUUGAACCAAUAUAAAUAUGAAAUGAAUUUACACAGCCGGUUAAAACAAAACAAACAACAACUACAAAAAAAAAAAUAAGGAUACCAAAUGGUCUGGAAGAAAUUUCCAAGCCUUUCUCACCAUGCAGAACAAUCGUUUGAAAGUCUGCACCAUCUCUCGUUACGUUGUAAUUUUGUUUGGGUUUGUUUUGUUUUAAUAAGGAGGGAAAGGUGAAGAUGCUGAUUAAAAAAAAAAAAAAAAAAAAAAAAAACCAACCCAACAAAAAAAAACCCCCAACAGCAACAAAAAACCCAACCACAACAGCAAAACCGUGUUUGAAAAAGAAGUAAUAAUUGUUUCCCAAACCUACGGACCCCGAGCUGUCGCUGGAUUUCUGAGAGCUGUGGGCUGUUGCAUGACUGUGCUAGAUUUUAGUCUGAGUUGAUCUUUUUAAGAAACGGAAGAAAAAAAAAAAACAAAAAAAACCAUAAAACAAAAAAACUGCAAGUGUUGAAUAUUAGAGGUUUGUUUAGACCUGUUACCUUUUUUUUUUUUAAUUUUAUUUGAAAUUAAUUUGUCACUUUCUCGUCCAAAAGAAAAAAAAAAAAAAAGGAAAACAAAAACAAAGCAAAAAGAAAGACUUCAGAGGUUCACAUCUCCAAUGUGGUACUCGGAGAGCCUUAAAGGACAGCUGUGUGCCCGCCCGCCCCGCGCCGGGGCCACCGCCGGCUGCCAGCAUCUCCCUGGGCACUCCGGUGGGACAAAAUCCUCCCGGGGGGUCCUUUGCUGCCACCGCGAUGGGGAGGAGGGGUGCCCGCAGCUCCCUUUGGUACAAGGUUGGCCCAAAGCUUCUUCCUCCCGUGGCGGGCGGCGGGGCGGCGUUGGCGGAGGUCCUGGAAAUCGCCCGGAGGACAGCGGAUGUGUGUUGGUGGUCGUUGCGAUCGGGUGGGAGUGGUGGCCUUGAAGUCUCUAUCCAGAAGUGGCGUGGGGCCUGCCUGUUGCAGUGGUAAGAGUGUUUUGGGGAGCUUCGGUGGCUGCUGAAGGAGCCAAGCGCGUAGUUUUUUGGUGAUUGAGAGGGGAUGGUGGGACCCUCCCUGUUGACGGUUGGACAGGAUGGAGAUGCGUUUCUAAGAGCAUCCCCCUGAAAAUUUCCUCGGUGGCGAAUGGGGGCUGGAAGCACCGUUAAGAGCAGAGGGUUUAUUAGCCUGUCGCUUUCCUGUGGGUGUUUUUUGGCUGUGGUGGGCCUGGGUUGGAUUUGGGCGGCGGGGAGGUCUCUGGGGGUGUUGUGCCGGGCGGUGCCGUGGCGUGGCUGCGCUCCCUGGGCUCCCCUCGCUGAGUCCCCCUUGUGCUAUGGCCUGGCUCUUCCCACCCCGUGACGAUGCUGAGAGCCCGUGGUGUGGUCCCGGGGACGGGUUCCCGUUGGCUUCCUCCUGGUGAGCUUUGGGGUGUCUGUGGUUUGCUCCACCAAAGGAUCCUCCCGGCAUCUCCCCACCCCUCCUUGCUGCCUCCGACGGGGAGGGUGGCCGUCGGCAGGGUGGGCACUGCAAUGCUGCCCGCAGCCUCCGGCGCUUCUUGGUGCUACCUUUGCCUUUCGCGUGAUGCCCAGCGUCCUUAACUGUGCCAGGCACCUGUCCUCCCUCCCUCGCCCCAGCCUGGCGGGGGGCAGAGCCGGGCUGGCCGUCCCUGCUUAGGAACGGGGAAGGAUGGAGGGGGAGAGGCUGGGAAGCAUUCGCCGGACUCCUCUUACUGGUGGUGUCACCUGUGCCCCAAAAUGGGAUGAGACGGAGAAGCGUUCCCUGCCCUGAGCCUGCGUUUGGGGGAGCUCUGCCCCCCCCCCCCCACUGUCGGAGGCAGCGGGACCCCCAGGCUGCUCCCCCACCGCUGCGGCGAGCGGGUCCCUCCCUGCCCUCCUCUGCUCACAUUGCCUUUUCUCUUCAGUUUGGGUUUCAAAAAAUAACCACGCAGUCCAGCCUGGAAGUGUCCCCUGUGCCUGGCCCUGCUGUCCCCCCUUCCGGCAGGAGCCCCAUGCCACCCCACGGGUGGCCCCAGCCUGGGGACGGGCAGCAGGGGGGCAGGGGGAGCGGGGUCCCCCCAGGCUCACCCGGUCCCGACCAAAGUGCACAACGAGCUGUCCUUUAAGAACGCAGGGGGAAACCUAACGCGGACCCGGCGAAAGGCAAGAGCAUUUUAAUAGUUUUAAAAAAUUAAAUGGGGAAAAAAAGCAAACAGAAAUCCGGAGUCCUGAUUACCUUUCUGUGAUUGUUUCAGACUUGAAGCAACAGGCCAGCGCGGCUGGUCGAAACCCCUUUGAUCGUGUAAAUAUCCUGCUAUUUCCUAUUUUAAUGUUCUUCAGAUUUAGUACUUGUAAAUAAACACACGCAUCAAGGAGAGAUUAAACA
Messenger RNA from Chroicocephalus ridibundus (black-headed gull), 10444 nucleotides. RefSeq names its product plexin A1 (gene PLXNA1). Gene Ontology annotation, molecular function: semaphorin receptor activity; protein binding. The coding region runs from base 312 to 6008 and encodes 1898 amino acids. The record is from RefSeq and is a predicted model, not a curated record. Lineage: Eukaryota; Metazoa; Chordata; Aves; Charadriiformes; Laridae. Gene Ontology annotation, cellular component: semaphorin receptor complex; plasma membrane. Gene Ontology annotation, biological process: regulation of cell migration; regulation of cell shape; semaphorin-plexin signaling pathway involved in axon guidance. The transcript is spliced from 32 exons.